Messenger RNA from Bactrocera oleae (olive fruit fly), 529 nucleotides. Lineage: Eukaryota; Metazoa; Arthropoda; Insecta; Diptera; Tephritidae. The record is from RefSeq and is a predicted model, not a curated record.
AUGGCAUUAAGUGCCAUGGUUGGAGUGGACCUCAAGCCAUUUUAUUUUUUACUUUUUCAAUGUUUUUUAUUAAAAUUCAACGUCAGCACAUUGUUCUCCAUUGGGAUUUCUUAUUUCUUUCGUUAUUUUGGUUUGCAUCUGGGUUUGGGUAAAUGGCUGCAAUGCUGGCAAUGUGGCAAUGGAAAUCUAAAUAGAAAGUUGCAUCUUCGCAUUGCCAAGCGGGGCAAACUAGCGCUGAUGACUUUUACAACCACGCCAACUGCAAAAUCAACAACAACAAUAAAUGGCGACGAACCAGCUUCUAAAUAAGGUUUUAUACACCGUGCAUAAAUUAGUAGAAAAGGAAUGGACAAAACGUAUACAGAUUUGUGUUGACCUGGCCGGUGAGCCAAAGCCAAAGCUCGAAAUUUUCUUGUUAUAUAAGGAAUCUCAGUGCUCAAUGCAGUUUCCGUUAGUGGCACAAAGUCUGCUGAAGAAAAAUGUUGAGUGAAUAUUUUGGUCCUUUUCCAAAUAAAAACAAGAAAAGAAC